AUGGUGCGCUAUUCAGGCGCCUCUGUUGUCGCGGCAGCUUUGCUGCUCUCGAGCGCUUCGGCGCAGUUCGUCAAAGCCCCGACCGACUUGAUCACUAAGAAGGGACAUGCUGGGAUCAACGUCAGGUACAAGGAAGUCCCGGCGGGCAUUUGCGAGCAAGAUCCCAGUGUGAAGAGCUAUUCCGGAUAUGCGGAUGUGGGUGAACAUGAGCAUAUUUUCUGGUGGUUCUUCGAGGCCAGAAACAAAGAUCCGACAGAGGCACCACUCACAGUUUGGAUUAAUGGUGGUCCAGGAUCGUCCUCUAUGAUCGGAUUGUUCCAAGAACUGGGACCCUGCGGAGUUGAUGCCGAUGGCAAUCCCUACAACAACCCUUACUCCUGGUCCAAUGCAAGCAACAUGCUCUUUAUCGAUCAGCCCACCACCGUGGGCCUUUCAUAUUCGAUUCCUGUCCCAGGAUAUAAGGAUAAUGGAGCCAUCAUCCAAUUGCCCAACAACACGUGCCCCGAUUACGCCGAAGGAACGGGCACUUGCGGGACAUACUCCAAGGCGGAUAUCGGUCUGGUACCCAACUCGACCCAGGGUGCCGCUCCAAAUAUGUGGAAGACUCUCCAGGGAUUUAUGGGUGCAUUCCCACAAUAUUCCCGCAACGGCUUCUCCUUCACCACGGAGAGUUACGGUGGACAUUACGGCCCCGUGUUCAAUGAAUACUUCCUUCAGCAAAAUGCAAAGAAAAUUCCCGGGGCUAUCAAGAUUCAGCUCGAGAACGUUCUCAUCGGAAACGGCUGGUUUGAUCCUCUGAUCCAAUACCAGGCUUACUACAAUUACUCCGUUUUCCCUGGCAACACCUAUGACUAUGACCCAUACAACGCCUCGAUCAAGGAGAAAUGGUACAACAACCUCUACGGCAAGGGUAACUGUGUCGACCAAACAAAGGAGUGCUACGCCACGGGUCGCAAUGACAUUUGCGCCAACGCGGACAAUUUCUGCGCGUACAACGUGGAACUCAUGUUUGACACUUAUUCCGGCCGUGACGAGUACGACAUGCGCGAGUUGAGCCCGGAUCCAUUCCCGUACGAAUAUUACGUGGACUAUUUGAAUAGUCCCAAGGUCCAGGCGGCGAUUGGCGCGUAUCAGAAUUUCUCCGAGUCAUCGUCGACUGUCUCGAAUGCGUUCUCCAACACGGGUGAUGACGAUAGGGAGUCAAAUACCAUUGAGGAUGUGCGGAAGCUGUUGAAGGCUGGUGUGCAAGUGGUCAUGUACUUUGGUGAUGCCGACUACAACUGCAACUGGCUCGGUGGACAAGUCAUUGCCGAAGAGAUCGACGCCCCUGGUUACAAAGAUGCAGGCUUUGUCAACAUCACCACUUCGGACGGCGUGGUGCACGGCCAAGUGCGCCAGAGCGAGCUCUACAGCUUUGUGCGCAUCUACGAGUCCGGCCACGAAGUCCCCUUCUACCAACCCCUCGCCUCUCUCGAGCUCUUCGAGCGGGUGCUCGCACGGAAGGACAUCGCCACCGGCAAGAAAUCCGUCUCGCGUCACUGUGGAUACAAGACCGAGGGACCGCCCACGAGUGAUUACCGCCAAGGUAACGCGACAAUUGUCAUGGACGUGUUGCCCAGCAAUGCCACCUAUAACACCACUCUAAAUGGGCCAAACCCGUUGACCUCACACAAGAUGCGACGGGCAAAUCUCAAGCGCGAGGUUGGUCCCAAUAAGAAGCUGGAGGCUAUCCGUAAAGUGCGACGGUCCAUGGGAGGUAAGCGAUUGGUGUGA
Molecule: messenger RNA, 1773 nt
Organism: Penicillium oxalicum
Lineage: Eukaryota; Fungi; Ascomycota; Eurotiomycetes; Eurotiales; Aspergillaceae
Exons: 6
Coding region: 1-1773 (590 amino acids)
Biological process (GO): proteolysis
Cellular component (GO): fungal-type vacuole
Molecular function (GO): serine-type carboxypeptidase activity
Source: RefSeq, a predicted model, not a curated record